Messenger RNA from Neodiprion virginianus, 2409 nucleotides. Its product is annotated as zinc finger MYM-type protein 1-like. NCBI's taxonomy places the organism in Eukaryota, Metazoa, Arthropoda, Insecta, Hymenoptera, Diprionidae. The coding region runs from base 1 to 2409 and encodes 802 amino acids. Gene Ontology annotation, molecular function: protein dimerization activity. The record is from RefSeq and is a predicted model, not a curated record. The transcript has 2 exons.
AUGAACAAGCCCAAAGACUUAUCAGGGUCCCAAAAGCGGAAAUUAAAAAAAGCUCGAUGUGAAGCGGACAAAAAAAGUGCUGUUUUUUUUCAAGGCUAUGUUAAGCGGUUGAGGUCUGAUAAUGAGGGUGGUGAAUGUAGCCAAACCACGGAUGAUUUAGACCCCGCUUGUCCACCUUCCAAGGACGCCGUAGAUUCUGAUGGAAAUUUGGACGCUCAGUCAGUGAAUACCGGAGAUAUGACGAUAGCUACAGAUAGAAACAACUGGGCAGAAAAAGUUAUAGAAAAAGAUUCUACAGUAUCAAAUAUUGAUUGGCAAGAUCCUGCUAAGUGGCCGAAUAACAUCAGCGACAGUUCACGCGUAGCAUUGGUAAAGCUAGGGCCUACAAAAAUAGAUCGGAAUACAAUUUUUCCUUUUGAUACAGAUCGCCGGCGCUUCAGCAUAGAAAAUUGUUAUCGAACCCUGAAGAAUGGCGAAAAAAUGGAGAGAUCCUGGUUAAUUUAUUCAGAGACUAAGGAUUCCGUUUAUUGUUUUUGCUGCAAAUUGUUUGGCCUCCGCAACAUUCCAACCCAAUUGCAAUCGACCGGAUUUAGAUCCUGGCGGCACUUGCAAGACAGUUUGAGCUCGCAUGAAAAAUCCAAAAUGCACAUUGAAUGCAUGACAGACUGGAAAGAACUCAAAGUCCGUUUAGAUUGUAGAAAAACCAUCGAUGAUGAGAAUCAAAAUUUAAUCCAAAGAGAGGAAACCUAUUGGAAACAAGUACUUGAAAGACUCGUUGAAAUAAUUAAGCAUUUAGCUAAGCGGAAUAUGGCAUUUCAAGGUACUGUCGAUCGAUUACACGAGCCGAAUAACGGUAAUUUCUUGAGCCAAGUUGAACUGAUGGCGAAAUUCGAUCCUAUUUUAAGCGAACAUGUACGUCGAGUUCAAAGUGGGGACCUCCAGCGCGUUCACUAUUUGGGAAAGGAAACUCAGAACGAAUUCAUUGACAUACUGGGUAAUGCAAUUUUCAAAGAAAUUAGCAGGCGAGUGGUAGCCGCGAAAUAUUACUCCAUAAUUUUAGACUGCACCUCCGAUAUUAGUCAUGAAGAACAAAUGACUGCCGUUGUUCGAUUUGUCACUGUGUCUGAAAACACCGUGGACAUUUGCGAGCAUUUCAUUGGCUUCGUUGUUGUAGACGAUACAACUGGUAAGGGAUUGUAUAAAACGUUGUUAGAUAUCUUGAAAUCAAACAAUCUUGAAUUGAAUAACUGUCGGGGUCAAGGGUAUGACAAUGGCAGUAAUAUGAAAGGUAAAAAUAGUGGUGUUCAGGCCAGAAUUUUGAAGGAUAAUAAAAGAGCGUUUUUCGUUUCCUGCAGUUGUCACAACCUCAACCUAGUAGUUUCAGAUGCCGGACAUUCGUCCGUCACAGCUGAACUAUUCUUUGGUGUUCUUCAAAGGCUAUUCGCAGUCUUCGCUGCUUCAACCCAGAGGUGGCAAAUAUUGAAGGAGCACGUUAAUAUCAGUGUGAAAUCAUUGCCUGAAACUCGCUGGGAAGGGAAAAUAAAUGCUGUAAAAGCUGUGAGGUUCCAGGUAGCAGAAAUCAGAGAUGCGUUGCAGGAACUUUGUCGAAUGUCGCAAGGUAAAGAUGCAAAGCUGAGAUCGGAACUGAGAGGCCUAUGUUUCGAAAUUGAGUCAUUGUCUUUUCUGAUUAGAUUGGUAGUAUGGUAUGAUGUACUGCAAGUGAUCAACAAAAUCAGUAAAGCUUUACAAUGUCCGAAAGUUGAUUUGCAUACUGCGAUGAACAUGAUUGAUGGUGCUCUUCUUCAAUUACAAACCUUUCGAGAAUCCGGUUUCGAAACUUGCAUAGCCACCGCUAAAAAAAUGGCUGAGAAGUUAGAUAUUUCACAAACUUUACCCGAAUCACGUACCCCACGAACAAGACGAUUCUUUGAUUAUGAGUCUCAGCACGACGAACGACCUAGCGAUCCGAUGAAAAGAACCCAAAUUUUGACUAAGUCCAAGGCUUUAGAAAAUUAUCUGACUGGUGAAGACGAGAACAGUGACAUUGAUGGUCGGGAGCUUGCCGAAGAACUGGAAUCUUUAAAAGCUUACUUCGUAGCCGCUGGAAUGACCGACUUGAGUGCACUCGUUAUGAUAUCGCACAUUAUUGAUAAAGGUCUGGAUGAGAUAUAUCCAAAUUUCACUGUGACCUUAAGAAUUUUCUUAACAUUACCAGUAACCUCCGCGUCGGGUGAAAGGACCUUCUCAAAGCUAAAGCUCAUCAAAACUUACCUGCGAUCCACUAUGUGCCAAGAUCGACUGAAUGGUUUAGCUGCGAUGUCAAUUGAGCAUGGAAUUUGCAACGAGUUGAAUUUCAGCGAUAUUAUAGCAUCUUUUGCGAACAAAAAAUCUCGCAAAGUCCCACUUUAA